This is a messenger RNA of Carassius gibelio (silver crucian carp), 4205 nucleotides long. RefSeq names its product proline-rich transmembrane protein 4-like. Lineage: Eukaryota; Metazoa; Chordata; Actinopteri; Cypriniformes; Cyprinidae. The record is from RefSeq and is a predicted model, not a curated record. The transcript has 2 exons. The coding region runs from base 124 to 2268 and encodes 714 amino acids.
CAUGGUUUGUCAAGACUUCUAGCCUCAAGAACACAGUGGAUCAAAACUUUGACUUCCACUAACACUGAACCUCUUUUAGACAUCCAGAAUGAUGAAGAGGCAUCUGAUUGGCCAACUUUUAUUAUGCAAGUCAAUAUGGAACAAUCUUUUAAAUCAUCUUCAUUGGCAACACUACAGCCUUUUCCUUCUCAGGCCUGGGGUGCUGAGUCCAAGAAACCUGUUGCUUGGAAUACAGAGACAUACACACCUCAGACUCCUGCCGAAACCAGAUUUAGCACCUACCAGAGACUGUGGAAGUCUUCCGGUGCUACCCAGACACCAUCUGAGGAAACAAAGGACUUGACAGAUGCUCCUACAGCAUCUUCAAGUGAUGACAGACGCAAAUCUUCCACGCUUCAUGACUGCAGCCUGGUUGGCACUGGGAUCUGUCAGUCACCUGACUCCUCAAGGAAUCACGCUUCAACUAACAACACCCUGUCCACUCCACCUCCUAUGUAUGAAACCACACCCCCUGGUAUAAUAACCCCACCCCCUGAAGCCCAGACCCCGCCUCUAUUGGUCCCUUUGCUGGCUGAUUGGAAUGCUGCUAUGGCAUCAUGGGGCCUUGCAUGGGAGUUGCAGGUAUACGGGCUCAGCUGUGUGUUCUCGCUCGUGGCUGUGCUGUCUGUGCUCAGCCUGAUGUGUUUGCCAUUGCGUUGGCCCUCUGGCUGUGCCCACUUCAGCCUCCUCCACAUUCUCCAACUACUAACAGGUUCCAGCAGAGCUCUGUGGCUCCUCUAUGAUCCAUAUGGCCAAAAAGAGCGCCUACCUGUAGUCUGGGCACGACUGCUGCACGAAGCUGCCUAUCCCUGUAUUACUGCGUCAUUUGGCCUUCUGCUUCUACUGCUAACUGCUCGCUCUUGUUCCCAUCUACUUUCCCAGAAUACCCUGCAGCGCAGCACCUGCGUGUUGGCCGCCUUAGUGCUGCUGCACAUAGCCAUAGUGAUGGCUUCCAUGGCAAUACUGCAACUCUUUCCCACCCUGAAAAUUGUGCCUCUAUUGCCGCCUGCAGCCUUUGUGUUGUUGUCCUCUCUCUUCUCAUUCACGUACCUGCUUCUUUACAGCUGUGGCCGUGCCGAUGUCAAGCACAUUUACCGACUAAAAGAGAGCUGUCCUGAGCGGCCAUCACGCCAUGCUAGCAGGUGUCCAUUCACAGAGGCACAGAUGUGGGAAAGGGCAGCCAGGACAGGGGUAUUCUCUGCCCUGUUUCUGCUAGCAUGUGGCAGUCUACGACUUUACGCCAUGCUCCAUGCAGGAGGGCUAACCGGUGGAGUCAUGGUUGGCCUGAAGCCCUGGCCCUGGUGGGGCUUUCAGCUCAGCUGCCGAGUGUGUGAAACAGGAGUAUGUCUCACACUCGCUCUUGUAAUCACUCACCCCCUUCUCUGUUGCGGAGUGCCCCUUUCCAAACCAGGAGGCUGCAGCUGGCUCUUCAAAAAGACACCCACAGAAGGCGCCACGUUGGCCAAACCCACCAUCCUCUCGAGUCGGUGUGGCUGGACACUACGGCCCGCCGAGAAGCUGGGGUUGUGUGAGGGAAUAGUACGACGGGAAAGUGAAAGCGUGCCGCUCUACACCUUGGUGGAACUUCUGAACAGCGAAUCAGAUGGUUUGGACCUCCAAUAUCCAGCCAGCCCUCAGCAUGAGUCUUGCACACAGCUCUCCCAAACCACAAAGAGGAAAGCAUCCCAUGCGUCCUCCUUUGCAAGCUCCGACGCCGACUCCACGGCAGAUCUGCAGCCCCCUUCACCAAUCGAUCUGCAACGAAGCAUCGACGAGGCCUUGAACAGUGAGGCUCUGUUACAGCAUAGCCUGUUCGGUUCUUCCAGGCUCUCUCUCAGCACACGUGGACCCCCGGACGGACAAUCCUGUUGGAGAAACUCCACCGAACCCAGCAUAUACCGCACUGCCUCCUGUGGUGAUGUGGACCCCUCUACAGUCCCCAGCCGACCUAGGCAAUGGAGCACUGUAUGUGGGAGACCUGCUCAUGCCUCGGUCAAUUGCAGUGGGUUUAACUCAACACAACUGUCCCAGAGCAACCUACAUAGGGGCUCUCAAUCUGUGCAGCAACCCCACAGACGGUACAUGGCCUUGGGCCCUACGUCCACCAGAGAGAGCGUGCAUGUGGAGAAAACUUCUCAUGUUGAUGAGCAUGCCGUUCAGGAUGAAUUCAUCAAUGACUGCAGGCAAAUAGAUGCAAUCAGCAUCAGAAGUGCUACGAUCAACCUAUAGGGAGACAUAUCUUUAUUCAACCACAUUUACAUUUAUUCAUUUAUCAGAUGCUACAGAUUGUGCAGUAUAGAGGAUGUGCUGUGCUUACCUGCAGAAUUAACAUUUUCCAGUUUAACGUUUAACGCAGGGUUGUCAAGGUGUGCUCUUGGGAGGUCCACCUUCCAACAUAAUUUAGCUCCAACUUCCCUGCUUGUUUCAGGUGCGUUUAAUUUUGGCUAUAAACUCCUCUGCUGGACGAGUGGACACCCCUGAUUUAACCAAAAAACUUUAAGUAAUUUCAACCCUAUUUACAGAACUCUUCUUGAUAUAAACAUAGAGAGGAAUUUGCUGUUCAUGCACUCUGCUUGAAUGGAAAGUAUUUUUUAUUUUGGAAGCAGACAUGACAUGGACAAAACGGCAACCUACAACGUUUAAGUGAGUAUAACUUUUCUCAAGAUCACAGUUCUCUUUCAACAGUUAGAAAUUCUCUGAAAUCCACUUCUUAUAUUCGACGAAUCUUGUUGAAAAUGCUUGGUUUGAUCAAAAGACUUAAAAAAAAAUUUUAAUGAACAUGAAGCUUGUGUAACUUUCAGCACUAAGCAAUAGCACUUAUGAACAUGUUUUAUGAUGAUAUUUUGGUUGUGUUCUUACAGCACAGAUCACCUAAACACUCUUGACAACAUUACAACUGUAUAGAGAGACAUUCUUUAGAAACAAUUUGCAUUUUAUUUCAGCACUAUCAUUGGUGUUAACAUGCUAAUGUGUGGCAGCCCUGUCACUUAACAUUUUAAGAGUGAGACCUACAGUAGGUGUUCUUUUGGAGCAUAUACUUAUGGGAAAAGAUGCAUUUAGCAAAAGGCUGCAUGGAGAAAAUCAUGAUUUUUUCUUUAAAGUAGUUAAAGGUGCUGUAGGGAACUUUUGUAAAAAAAUAUUUUUUACAUAUUUAUUAAACCUGUCAUUAUGUCCUGACAGUAGAAUAUGAGACAGAUAAUCUGUGAAAAAAAUCAAGCUCCUCUGGCUCCUCCCAGUGGUCCUAUUGCCAUUUGCAGAAACUCCAUCGCUCCCGGUAAAAAUCAACCAAACAGAGCUGCGGUCCGUAACUUUGUUUGUGUUCAAAAUGUAGAAAAAUGUAUAUAAUAAGCGAGUACACCAUGAAUCCAUUUUCCAAACCGUGUUUUUGGCUUGUCCUGAAUCACUAGGGUGCACCUAUAAUAAGUGUUUAUAUUCGGACUAUUUUAGAUUGCUUCGGGGAUACCGCGGUGGAGUAACCCAGUACCUUUGUGAUUCUUCAUAGACAUAAACAGAGAGAAGUAGUUCCGGCUACGAUGUUCUUCUGCAAGACGCAAGCAGUUCUGUUUAUUAACCGCUAGAGCAUCAAAAGUUACCGACCGCAGCUUUAACUGUUAUUUUAAUUAUAUGUAUUGCUUCAUUAAGAUCUAUUCUACCCUGUACCCAUAAUCCCACUUCUUAAAUACUGCCCUCUGUUAGCCAUGGAGAUGUAAUAAAGUUGUGACAGCUUGUGCAUUUGUUACUGACAGCAUCAUCACAGAAACUUUAAGAUUGUCUCAUGCUUGGCUUCUCUUUUUUUCUUCAAAUGUAUUAAAUUCUCAAAUGCAUUUUCUCUCUUUGAAUAGUAAAUGGUCCAACACUUCUAUGCAUGACAAUGUAAACCUCCGUAUUGCAUUGCUCAUUAUGCUACUGUGUUUAGAAAAAGGUACACUAACAUUUAAAAGAUUUAAUCAAAGUAUACAGUUUAGGAAAAUAUUGAAUCAGAGUAGACAGAAAUGGAUACUACAGGAACAAAAAAGGAAACACAGUCUAUAAAACUCAUUCUUUAUUCUAUAAACUGGAUUAUAUUCAGAAUGACAACACAACAGUCUUUUUUGUGUGAAAUAAACAAAGAAAUGAGCAUAUCUAAUGUCUGUGUACAUGACUGACUAGUGUAAUGAGAGUAACAG